Molecule: messenger RNA, 857 nt
Organism: Orbicella faveolata
Lineage: Eukaryota; Metazoa; Cnidaria; Anthozoa; Scleractinia; Merulinidae
Source: RefSeq, a predicted model, not a curated record
ACUGUAACUUUAUUACUUUCAAACAAGUGUCUUUUUCAACCAAAUUAUAUUAACAUGCUUAUUUCAAGUCAACGUCAACAGACCACCAUCUGCUGCUCAGCAUGGUGUUUAUACCGCCAGCUGCAGAGGACCUCCAACACAGGCAAUCACUGCAAUGAAACCACGACCAUUCAGUGCGAAGGCUAGAAUAACAACAGAAAGGGUUGCCGAGAAGACAACCACAGCACCUAAAACAAGACCCCCCUGGAGGCCAUUCUCUGGUCAUGCUGCACUUGGCAGACCAACUCCACUGAUCAACAAGAAUCCUGACAAUGCCAAUGUUAUGACAAAGGAAGAACUUCAUUAUGACUUACCUUCACUUUCAAAAGUCUAUCAAGACAGGUGUCUACCCAGAGGUCUUGUAACUUUACAGGAGUGGCUGACAGAAGAUGUUCCUAGUGACUGGCCUGCUCAGCUUACAGCAAAGCACAGUUUUGUAUUCCUUGAACAUGUUCAGAUGGACAAUCUGCAAGCUGUUCCACCUGUUCAGCAGCCUGAUGAUUUAUUGAUCUAUACUCCAGUACCGCAAAUUAAGAAAUUUAAGCCUCCAAAACCAAGAUUCCAACCAUUCCCUCAGGAUGAGGAGUUGAGAUGCAAGCACAGAAGUGAGCCUGUGGAUGCAAAGUCAAUCCAGCCCUCUUCACAUGAUGCUUUUGAGGGAAUGCGGACGGCAGAUAUUAUUCGACAAGAGAUUGAAGAUCUUGAAAGACUCUUGCAAGGUAACACGGCCAGAAAAAAAAAACCCUCAAGUGAAGUAACCCGGUUAAUUGACUGGGACCAAACACUCACAUCCUAUCUUUCUGGUAAAUGUAUGUAAA